AUGAGUACCAAAAGAAACCAAGAUAUCAGGAAUUUGCUCGCCACUCAAGAUCUGUUGAGGACUGUCUUUGUUAAUCGGCAGGGCAACGCCAGCAUCAAUGCGGGACUGGUCACCGAACUCAUAUCCAUGGGGGGCCUACUCUCGAGCGCUUGGAUUGAUUCUGAUACACCUAUGGUAUCAGAGAUGAAGAUGAUCGUCUUGAGGAAGAAACUCGUUACCGAAAAUCCAGAGGUCAACGGGGCCUUCGUGCAGAAGGUAUCGAGAGAGACACUCAUGGCCAUGAGAACCUUUCUGGUGUCCGCUACUCUUGAAGCCGGCAAACUGGUCGUUCAAAAGGUCUGGGAGGGGAAUUUCAACGUCGACGCUGCUAAGGAAGCUAAGGAAGCCAUCGCCCAGUGCGUGAAAGUAUUGAACAUCGACGUCUCGACGUCUUCUAUCUGGCAUGAGCGCUUCCUGGCACGCGGGUGGGACAAGACGGGAGACAAGUUCAAGGAAUGGCGCUCCCAGGGUUUGGAAUACGUCACAGAGCUGGAGCAACUACUCAUCAAACUCGAGAAGGAAGGCUCCGACCCCCAAGCUAUCAUCUCGGGACUUCGUGAGAUGUAUCAUAUCCGCGAGCAUCUUGCCAAGGUCCAGUGGGAUGACUUCAAAGUUAGGUGGAACAUGUGGGGUGAUCCCAAGGCUGUGGACGAUGCCCCGAUGACAUUUAAGGCUCUGCAAGAUGAGAAGACCGUUUGGUCCGAGAUGACGGGCACUUCCGAUCCGCAGACUGUCGUCUCUGACCUGGAGAAGACGUUCCGGUCGAUCCUCGACGAGACUAUUGCUUCGAUUCUGAGUCAAGUCACCACCGCGGCUACUCAAGCAAACAGCAAGGAUCAGUGA
This is a messenger RNA of Filobasidium floriforme, 882 nucleotides long. RefSeq lists its product as uncharacterized. Lineage: Eukaryota; Fungi; Basidiomycota; Tremellomycetes; Filobasidiales; Filobasidiaceae. The record is from RefSeq and is a predicted model, not a curated record. Bases 1 to 882 code for a protein of 293 amino acids. The transcript has a single exon.